AUGAAGACAAAGAAAGUACGGAAAGCACCCACUGACAAGAUCGAUCAAACUGGCCUAACGGCACUUGUCAAGUACAAAGAUAUGUGUCUGCUUAAAAAUUUUGGAGGGGUUCAAGGGGUAGUUUCUGCUAUUGGAAGCUGUGUGGAGAAUGGUAUUGAUAAUGAUGCUGAAGAUAUUGCUCAUCGACGAGAGGCAUGUGGCUCAAACACGUUUGAGAAACUGGCUGCAGAGAGCUUCUUCCGCUUUGCAGCGGGACCCUUUGAGUAUUUCACCAUCUUCAUCCUCGUAGUCCUUUCGGUUUGCGCAGCUCUCUCUUUUGGCCUUAUCACUAAACGGCAUGGAUUAAAAGAAGGAUUGUCUGAAGUUGGAAGCAUGUUUGUCGCUGGUCUGCUUGCUUUGAUCUCUGCAAAUUUAAGUACGUUCCCACUGGGGAGAUCUCUCUACAAGUUAUCCGGAGUCAGCAACAACAGCCUAGUUGAUGUUGUGAGAAGUGGGCGGCGCCAACAGAUUUCCAUACUCGAAGUUGUUGUUGGGGAUGUUGUUUUCUUAAAGAUUGGGGACCCAAUUCCUGCGGACGGGUUAUUCUUAGAUGAGCCGUCAUUACAAGUGGACCAAUCAAGCAUGACAGGAGAGAGUGAUUUCGUUCAUGUUAAUUGCAGCGAGAAUCCCUUCUUGUUUUUAGGCACCAAGGUAGUUGAUGGGCAUGGUCGAAUGCUUGCAACUUCAGUUGGCAUGAACACUUUCUGGGGCGAGAUUAUGAGCUUAACUAAUCAUGAUUAUCAUGAACAGACCCCUUUACAAGCACGGCUCAAUAAUAUGAACUUCCUUCUAGUUAAGGUUGGCCUGGCAGUCGCUUUCCUAGUUCUUGCAGUCUCGUUGGCUCGCUACUUCACAGGAAAGACAGAAGAUGAGAAUGGAAAUCCGGAGUUCAGUGGCAGCCAGACCAAUCUUGAGGACAUUUUGAAUGCUGUGGUGGGGAUCGUCGCUGCUGCAGUUACUGUUGUCGUCGUUGCCAUUCCAAAUGGAUUGCCACUGGCUGUCAGGCUUACAUUAGCGUAUUUCAGGAAGAGAACGUUGGCUGAUCAUGCAAUUUUGCGGAAGCUCUCCGCCGGUGAAACCAUGGGUUCUGUCACCACCCUUUGUACUCAGGAAACGGGCACUCUCACGCAGAGCCAAAUGAAGGUGAUGCAGUUUUGGCUUGGCCAAGAUUUUGUGGCGGUUGGUGCUUACGCAUCUAUAGCUCCCAAUGUUCUAGAAUUAAUCAGAGAAGGAGUUGCUCAUAACACAACUGCUAGCAGUCCCACCGAAAAUGCCAUACGGUCAUGGACUGUUCUAGAGCUAACGAUGAAUAUUGAGCUGGAGAGUUACACCAUUCUUCAUGUUGAAGCUUCUAAUUCACAAAGGAAGCGGAGUGGUGUCUUGAUGAGGAAAAAGGCUGACAAAACAGUCCAUGUUCACUGGAAAGGGGCAGCAGAGAUGAUACUCGCAGUGUGCUCGAGUUACUACGAUGCAUCUGGAUCAACAACAGAUCUGAAUGAUGAUGAAAGGAUUAAAAUUGAACAAGUAAUUGAAGGUAUGGCAGCAAGAAGUCUCCAUUGCAUUGCUUUUGCACAUAAACAAGUUCCCAAAGAGGAGUGCUUCAAGAACAAUGGAAACAGGAUGCUAAAAGAAGAUAGCUUGUCUCUGUUAGGAAUUGUAGGUUUAAAGAGCCCAUGUUGUCCGGGUAUGCAGGAAGCCGUGGUAGCGUGCCGUAAUGCUGGUGUGGACAUCAAAAUGAUCACUGGAGAUAAUCUUUUCACAGCAAAAUCUGUAGCCACUGAAUGUGGGAUACUCAGGCAUGGCGGCCAGGAUGUGCUAGAUGGAGAAGUAGUUGAAGGGGUGGAAUUCAGAAACUACACGCCUGAGGAGAGACUGAAAAAACUUGACCGAAUUUGUGUAAUGGCAGGAUCCUCUCCAUCGGACAAACUUCUGUUGGUAGAAUGCUUAAAACAGAAAGGCCAUAUAGUUGCAGUCACUGACGAUGGCACGAACGACCCACCGGCACUGCGUGAAGCCGAAGUUGUACUUUCCAUGGGCAUUCAGGGCAGCAAAAUGGACAAAGAAAACUCAGAUAUAAUCUUUUUAGAUGAUAAUUUUACCUCUGUGGUAUCAGCUUUGCGGUGGGGAAGAUGCAUUUAUUACAAUAUCCAGAAGGUUAUUCAGUUUCGACUGACUGUAACUGUUUCUUCUCUGAUAAUCAUCUCUGUUGCAGCAAUUUCAGGCGAAGUCCCAUUGACAGUGUUUCAGUUACUGUGGGUGAAGCUAGUAGUGGAGGCAAUGUGUGCUCUUGCUCUUGCUUCAGAGCAGCCCACCUCGGAGCUCAUGGAGAAGCCACCUGUGUGUCGGAGCGAGCCACUUAUUACCAACAUCAUGUGGAGGAACAUAUUGGCACAGGCGUUUUAUCAAACAUUCAUCCUCCUGACCCUACAAAUUAAUAAGGGCGAUUCGGUCUUUAGUAUUAAGAAGAAGGUGAAGAACGCCUUCAUCUUCAAUACUUACGUUCUGUGCCAAGUUUUCAAUGUAUUAAAUGCAAGGAACCUUGAGAAGAAGAAUGUCUUUAAGGGGAUAAAAAGGAACUGGUUGUUUUGUGGGAUGUUUGGGAUAACCAUUGUUCUUCAGGCUGUGGUGGUGGAAUUUCUUAAGGGAAUUGCCGGAACAGAGAGGUUGGAUGGGCGGCAGUGGUUCAUGUGUGCUGCGCUUGCAGGCAUCUCUGGGUUAAUUGGAUGUGUAGUUAAGUUGAUUUCUGUUCAGAAGAAACCAAUUUUAGGAUUUUGUGGUGUGUAAAAUGUUCCACCAAGGGCGCUUGGGAGAGAAGGCGAGG
Juglans regia (Persian walnut) is the source of this 2860-nucleotide messenger RNA. RefSeq names its product calcium-transporting ATPase 12, plasma membrane-type-like. The coding region runs from base 1 to 2823 and encodes 940 amino acids. Gene Ontology annotation, biological process: calcium ion transmembrane transport. Gene Ontology annotation, molecular function: P-type calcium transporter activity; ATP hydrolysis activity; ATP binding. Gene Ontology annotation, cellular component: membrane; intracellular membrane-bounded organelle. The transcript has a single exon. NCBI's taxonomy places the organism in Eukaryota, Viridiplantae, Streptophyta, Magnoliopsida, Fagales, Juglandaceae. The record is from RefSeq and is a predicted model, not a curated record.